AUGGAUAUCAUGAACCCAAAUAGCACAGGAACGAGUGAAUUUUACGGAGAGAUUGAAGAAAUCGAAGACGAGGUAGAAAGCAGAUUCAAUCUUUUCAAGAACUUCGAUAUAAUCCCCAACCCUCCGGACGAUCAUCGGUUCAAGAAAGAUUCCAGUAGGGUUCUUUUGGAAUCCCCAUUAGGGCAAAAGAUUGAACAAGAAUGGAAUUUGUUGAAGAAAAAUCUCCCAAAUUCAAUUUUUGUUAGGGUUUAUGAAUCUAGGGUUGAUCUUAUGAGAAUUGCCAUGAUAGGUCCACCUCAUACUCCCUAUCACCAUGGCUUGUUCUUUUUUGACAUAUUUUUUCCUAGAAAUUAUCCAUCUUAUCCUCCAAAACUUUAUUAUCAUUCUUAUGGCCUUGAUCUGAACCCGAAUCUUCGUCACGGAGGAAAAGUUUGUUUAAGCAUGUUAGCGAGGAGGUAUGAACGUAUAAUACGGGAAUGGUAUGCAUGUUACCCACAAAAAUGGAAUAAACACUCUAGUAUUCUUCACGUGCUAUAUGCAAUUCAGGGUUUGUUCAUGUGUGCAAAACCAUACUCGACCGAAGAAUCCAACAAGAAAGCAUUUGAAUUAACUUGUGGGAUCGUGAUUCAGGUUUUGAGAGAACCUCCUAUGGAUUUUGAAGAUUUUGUUAAGGGAUACUUCAGAAAAAGAGCUCAUCCGAUCCUGUUGAAAUUCAGAAAAGAAUUUGAUGGUGAUAAGGAUCAGCUUAGGAUUAUUGAAUUGUUUACCAAUCUUUAUAGGGUUUUGGAGAAGAAUGGAACUUACUGUAUGCAUCAUCUUUGUUUCUUGAAAUCAAUAAAGGGGAACACAGAAGAAGAAAGCAUAAUCAUGGGCUACUUUAUGAAGACUGCAAAAGCGUUGAAAUACCAAGCUGACUCAUGA
Molecule: messenger RNA, 921 nt
Organism: Olea europaea var. sylvestris
Lineage: Eukaryota; Viridiplantae; Streptophyta; Magnoliopsida; Lamiales; Oleaceae
Product: probable ubiquitin-conjugating enzyme E2 25
Exons: 1
Coding region: 1-921 (306 amino acids)
Molecular function (GO): ubiquitin conjugating enzyme activity
Source: RefSeq, a predicted model, not a curated record